Molecule: messenger RNA, 8709 nt
Organism: Pseudophryne corroboree (corroboree frog)
Lineage: Eukaryota; Metazoa; Chordata; Amphibia; Anura; Myobatrachidae
Gene: UBE2J1
Product: ubiquitin conjugating enzyme E2 J1
Exons: 8
Coding region: 223-1140 (305 amino acids)
Source: RefSeq, a predicted model, not a curated record
AUACACCAGGCUCACACACACAUAUCGCACAGCAGCACAGCGCUGCCAACUGACUGUGACCUGCCAACCAACCGGUAGCUAGCCAUGUGCUCCAUCAUGUGACCCAUGCCAUCCCGCCCACUCCUCUCUCACCGUACCGUGACGUGGCGGGGCGAUGCGGCGUGACGCGGGGGGCGUACUCCGGUAGCACAGCAGGACACAGGAGGCCGCUGUCAGACAGACAUGGAGGGUCGCUACAACCUGAAGAGCCCGGCGGUUAAACGACUGAUGAAGGAAGCUGCAGAAUUGAAGGACGCAACUGAUCACUACCAUGCUCAGCCUCUAGAGGAUAAUCUUUUUGAAUGGCACUUUACCGUUAGGGGCCCUCCAGAAUCUGAUUUUGAUGGUGGCGUUUACCAUGGCAGAAUUGUCCUUCCACCAGAAUAUCCUAUGAAACCUCCAAGUAUCAUUUUAUUAACGGCUAAUGGUCGGUUUGAAAUUGGAAAGAAAAUUUGCUUAAGUAUUUCUGGUCAUCAUCCUGAAACAUGGCAACCAUCUUGGAGCAUACGAACUGCUUUGUUGGCUAUAAUUGGAUUCAUGCCUACCAAAGGGGAAGGUGCCAUAGGUUCUCUGGAUUACACACCUGAAGAAAGGAAAGCACUUGCCAAAAAGUCUCAGGACUACUUCUGUGAAACAUGUGGGAUGAGCAUGAAAUCUGCUCUGCUCCCAUUGAAUUCAGAAUCCAGCUGUGAUGACCGAGAAGCCCGGGAACUUGCUAGACAAAUCAGCUUUACGGUAAACCCUCCAGGAGGUUCUCGAGCAGAAGGAAAUGUCUCCAGUCAGCCACAGAAGCCACCUGGAGCAGAUCAGUUGUCGGACACAACUUCUCAGGUUGAGGCUCAGUAUGUGGAAGCCACCCAUGGUGAAGAAGCUGCACAGCCUGCACCCGCUCUAAAUGUCUCAAGGAGUCCAAGGCAGCGACGUGUAGCACAAAGUAAUAACCUUCCCUCUCCAAGUCUCAUCCAGGUACAGCAACAUGCCGUCAAUGGAAGCAGCACUGGAUCCGUACUGCUGAUAAUUGUUCUGACCUUAGCAUUUGCAGCACUUUUUUUCCGCAGAAUAUAUCUAGCCAAUGGCUACAUUUUUGACUAUGAACUAUAAAGUUUGGUUGGUUCUGCAAGGAACUGACAGGAAUGCCUCAUUAAACCAUGUAUAUCAGGUAUGCGUAGACAACUGUUUACAGCAAUGAUUAUUUGCAUUUAACUUGCUGUCUGCUUGAAUGACUGACUGUUUAAGGCAGUGGUCAGGGAACAGUGGUAAAUUACCCCAAAUGGGGUGAAAAUGAAAUUCCUGGGGGUAAUGGACGGUCACGCUGCCGAGACACAACCCAGUUCAGCACUGGCCGGCUCGCGAUGUGACAUGCUGACGUCACACCGCGCUCCCUCCUGCCUGCCCUGUGCUUCUGGUCGCCCUGUGCUGUAUUCCUGCCGCGCUCCCUCACGCCCGCCCUGUGCUGUCCUGUCCUGCGGCCCGCCAACCCACACACACAACUUGAAGUGUUCCGUGGCUGACCGCUGACGGAGUUCCGCAGGAUCGGACAGUGUCCCACAUAACAGUGGGAAAUUCCCACUGACAUUACUGAGGUGAGGAUGUGACCAUCUGUCUUCUAAAAGUCGUCCCACCCCCCCUUUUUCCCCUCAUCCAUCUUUCUUACAUUCAUUCUGGUGUUUUGGGGAGAAAGUGUUAAUGAACCCAUUUAUUGCCAAAAAAUAAUUGGCGGAAAAAUAAUGUAUAUAUGCACAAUAAUAUAUGAUUUCCUUCCUUUCGAAUCAAGGGGGUAACGUCGGCGUAUCUAAAUAUAUUUUGGGGUAAAAGGUAAAAAAGUUCCCUGACCCCUGGUUUAGGGCAUACUGUGGCAUUGUUGCAGGAGUUUAGUAAUUCUGCUAACUGAAUGACCUUUUUGUCUGAUUUAUCUGUGUGAGAAACUGGGAGUAUUUAAAGUAGUAAUUUAAAUAUGUACAUGCUUAUGUUAUGUAUUUACUGACAGGAAUGGGUAUUACACAAAAAUAUAAACUCUGUUGCAUACUGCAUGUCCAGUUGUACAGAGGAACACUACCGCACUCCUGCUGUGGAUAAAAUUAUAGAAUUAUCCCGAAAUUUAAUUUUUCUUCACUGAGGGACAUAAAAGCUUUCUGUCUGGUCUUCUUAAAUUCAGUAGCUUUCCCAGGGAUGAGUUAAUUUUAGACACAUGAUUAAAAGAAAUAAAUGUAGAUUGUCAGAAGGAUUAUCCAUCUAUAUGGCCUCCAUCAUGCUGAACAUCAAUGUGCUAAAACAUUGCUUCAGCAUUCCUGAUAUUGAAAUGUAGGCACAAUGGCUACCAAGGGCCACCCAUGAGGCUCCCUUUUCUAUUUGAUAUUAGAAUGUGGGGUGGAAUUUUCCACAUUCUAACUGGCUGAGGUAAAUGAUGACCUUGAACACAGUAGGUUAGUGAAUUACCAACUAAUUCUUUCUUGAUUCAAGCAUUGUGGCGGUCAGAUGUUGCAAGGCAUCCCUGUACCCCUGGCUGACCGGAAAACCUGUGCAAGAGAAGAUUUGUAUAUUUUAGAAAUAUAUAAUUGGUUGUAUUUAUAUGCACACAACGUAAUCAUGUCCUCGGGUAUUUCUGCCAUAUCCAGGAACAGUAACGAUUUUAGCGCUUUAGUGUGUCUUCUGAGGUCUGUGCCUAGAGAUGGUGACCGAAAGGGACAUAUCUGCAUUUUAAGAAAUGUUGAGUCAAAGUAUAUAAUGUAUAACUUUUUUUUCUCUGACGUCCUAGUGGAUGCUGGGAACUCCGUAAGGACCAUGGGGAAUAGACGGCUCCACAGGAGACUGGGCACAUCUAAAGAAAGAUUUAGGACUAUCUGGUGUGCACUGGCUCCUCCCCCUAUGACCCUCCUCCAAGCCUCAGUUAGAUUUCUGUGCCCGGCUGAGCUGGAUGCACACUAGGGGCUCUCCUGAGCUCCUAGGAAGAAAGUAUAUGUUAGGUUUUUUAUUUUCAGUGAGACCUGCUGGCAACAGGCUCACUGCACCAAGGGACUAAGGGGAGAAGAAGCGAACCUACCUAAGUGGUGGUAGCUUGGGCUUCUUAGGCUACUGGACACCAUUAGCUCCAGAGGGAUCGAACACAGGACCCGACCUCGUCGUCCGUUCCCGGAGCCGCGCCGCCGUCCCCCUUACAGAGCCAGAAGCAAGAAGGUGGUCCGGAAAAUCGGCGGCUGAAGACUUCUGUCUUCUCCAAGGUAGCGCACAGCACUGCAGCUGUGCGCCAUUGCUCCUCAUGCACACCACACACUGCGGUCACUGAUGGGUGCAGGGCGCUGGGGGGGGGCGCCCUGAGCAGCAAUAUUAACACCUUGGCUGGCGAACUGACACCAUAUAUAGCCCCAGGGGCUAUAUAGGUGUUUAUUAACCCCUGCCAGAACUUUUACAAUAGCGGGAGAAAGCCAGCCGAAAAAGGGGCGGAGCCAUCUCCCUCAGCACACUGGCGCCAUUUUCCCUCACAGCCCCGCUGGAGGGAUCGCUCCCUGGCUCUCCCCUGCAGUACUGCACUACAGAAAAGGGUUAAAAAGAGAGGGGGGGGGGGGGCGGCACAAAUUAGGCGCAGUAUAAAUAUAUUAUGCAGCUAUAAGGGAAAAACACUCUGUAUAGUGAUAUCCCUGUGGUAUAUAGCUCUCUGGUGUGUGCUGGCAUACUCUCCCUCUGUCUCCCCAAAGGGCUUUGUGGGGUCCUGUCCUCUGUCAGAGCAUUCCCUGUGUGUGUGCUGUGUCGGUACUGCUGUGUCGACAUGUAUGAUGAGGAUAAUGAUGUGGAGGCGGAGCAAAUGCCUGUGAAUGGGAUGUCACCCCCUUGCGGGGUCGACACCGGUGUGGAUGGACUUAUGGAAGGAAUUACGUGACAGUGUCAAAUCCUUACAUAAAAGGUUUGACGACAUAGGACAGCCGGCUGCUCAGCUUGUGCCUGUCCAAGCGUCUCAAAUGUCAUCAGGGGCUCUAAAACGCCCGCUACCUCAGAUGGCAGACACAGAUGUUGACACGGAUACCGACCCCAGUGUCGACGACGAUGAGACUAGUGUACCUUCCAAUAGGGCCACCCGUUACAUGAUUGAGGCAAUGAAAAAUGUAUUACACAUUUCUGAUAAUACCCCAGGUACCACAAAAAAGGGUAUUAUGUUUGGUGACCGAAAACUACCAGUAGUUUUCCUGCAUCUGAGGAAUUGAUAUGAGGUGUGUGAGGAAUUGUGGACUUCCCCCGAUAAGAAAUUGAUAAUUUCUAAGCAGCGUACCCUUUUCCGCCAGAGGAUAGGUCACGUUGGGAAAUACCCCCUAGGGUAGAUAAAGCGGUUACACUCUUAUUAAAAAAGGUGGCACUACCGUCUCCGGAUACGGCCGCCCUGAAGUACCUGCUGAUAGAAAGCAGAAAACUACCCUUAAAGCUAUAUACACACACACAGGCAUUAUAUUGAGACCUGCUAUUGCCUCGGCAUGGAUGUGCAGUGCGGCAGCUGCGUGGUCAGAUUCCCUGUCGGAUAAUAUUUAUACUAUAGAUAGGGACAAUAUUUUGCUGAAAAUAGAGCAUAUAAAAGACGCUGUCUUAUACAUGCGUGAUGCACAGAGGGAUAUUUGCCGACUGGCAUCACUAAUAAGCGAUAUGUAAAACCAUUGCCGCCAGACGGGGGUUAUGGACUCUGCAAUGGUCGGGCGAUGCCGAUUCAAAACGGCACAUGGCAGUUUGCCCUAUAAGGGGGUGGAACUGUUUGGGGAUGGUCUUUCAGACCUCGUUUCCACAGCUACGGCUGGGAAAUCAAAACUUUUGCCACAAGCUACCCCACAGCAAAAGUAAGCACUGUAGUAUCAGGUACAGUCCCUUCGGCCCCAGAAAAGUAGAGGACUAGAGGCUCAUCUUUUCUGCCAAGAGGAAAAGGUAGAGGGAAAAAGCUGCAGCACACAGCUAGUUCCCAAGAGCAGAAGUCCUCCCCUGCGUCCGGUAAGUCCACAGCAUGACGCUGGGGCUGCUCAGGCGGACCCGGGUACGGUGGGGGCCCCUCUCAGAGAUUCAGCGCACAGUGGGCUCUCUCACAGGUGGAUCUUUGGGUUCUUCAAACAGUGUCUCAGGGGUACAGGCUGAAAUUCGAGACGUCUCCCCCCCGCCAUUUCCUAAAAUCUGCCUUACCGGCAACUCCCUCUGCCAGGGAGGCAGUGUUGGUGGCUAUCCAAAAACGGUAUUCACAGCAAGUGAUUAUCAAGGUACCCCUCCUUCAACAGGAAAAGGGUUACUUUUCCACAAUGUUUGUGGUACCGAAACCGGACGGUUCGGUGAGACCCAUCUUAAAUUUAAAAUCCUUGAACACGUAUAACAAAAGAUUCGAGUUCAAGAUGGAAUCGCUCAGGGCGAUUAUUGCGAACCUGGACGAGGGGGAUUACAGGGUCUCUCUGGACAUAAAGGAUACUUACCUGCAUGUCCCCAUUUGCCCUCCUCACCAGGAGUACCUCAAGGUUGUGGUACAGGACUGUCACUAUCAGUUCCAGAUGCUGCCGUUUGGAUUAUCCACGGCACCGAGGGUCUUUACCAGGGUAAUGACCGAAAUGAUGAUACUCCUUCGCAAGAAGGGAGUUUAAUUAUCCCGUACUUGGACGAUCUCCUGAUAAAGGCGAGCUCCAAGGAACAGUUGGUAAGGGGGUAGCACUUUCUCGGAAAGUGCUGCAACAGCAGGGCUGGAUUCUCAAUUCCAAAGUCACAGCUGGUCCCGACGACACGUCUUCUGUUCCUGGGAAUGAUUCUGGAAACAGACCAGAAAAAAGUGUUUCUUCCAAUGGAAAAAGCCGAGGAGUUGUCAUCUCUAGUCAGAAACCUCCUAAGACCGGGACAGGUGUCGGUACAUCAAUGCACACGAGUCCUGGGAAAAAUGGUAGCUUCGUACGAAGCAAUUCCAUUAGGAAAGCUCCACGCAAGGAAUUGCCAGUGGGACCUGUUGGACAAAUGGUCCGGGUCCCAUCUCCAGAUACAGCAGCGGAUAACCCGGUCGGCAAGAACCAGGGUGUCGCUGCGGUGGUGGCUGCAGAGGGCUCAUCUACUAGAGAGCCGCAGAUUCGGAAUACAGGACUGGGUCCUGGUGACCACGGAUGCCAGCCUUCGGGGCUGGGGUGUAGUCACACAGGGAGUGAAAUUCCAAGGACUGUGGUCAAAACAUGAGAUUUCACUUCACAUAAAUUUUCUGGAGCUAAGAGCUAUUUACAAGGCCCUAAUCCAAACAAGGCCCCUGCUUCAAAACCAGCCGUACUGAUCCAAUCAGACAACAUCACGGUGCUCGCCCAUGUAAACAGGCAGGGCGGCACAAGAAGCAGGAGGGCAAUGGCAGAAGCCACAAGGAUUCCUCGUUGGGCGGAAAAUCAUGGGGUAGCACUGGCAGCAGUGUUCAUUCCGGGAGUGGACAACUGGGAAGCAGACUUCCGCAGCAGACUCCACCCGGGAGAAUAGGGACUUCAUCCAGAAGUCUUCCAAAUGCUGGUAAACCGUUGGGAAAGACCACAGGUGGACAUGAUGGCGUCCCGCCUCAAUAAAAAAGAUAUUGCUCCAGGUCAAGAGAACCUCAGGCGAUCGCUGUGGACGCUCUAGUGACACCACGGGUGUACCAGUCGGUUUAUGUGUUCCCUCCUCUCCCUCUCAUACCCAAGGUACUGAGGAUAAUAAGAAAAAGAGGAGUAAGAACUAUACUCAUUGUUCCGGAUUGGCCAAGAAGGGCUUGGUACCAGGAACUUCAAGAGAUGAUCUCAGAGGACCCAUGGCCUCUGCCACUCAGACAGGAUCUGCUGCAGCAGGGGCCCUGUCUGUUAAAAGACUUACCGCGGCUGCGUUGACGGCAUGGCGGUUGAACGCCGGAUCCUGAGUGAAAAAGGCAUUCCGGAGGAAGUCAUUCUUAUCCUGAUCACAGCCAGGAAGGAUGUCAGCCUGAAGUUCAGACGUUGUAAGGGAGUGCUGCAUAUUCAGCCCCUUUUUGUGCCCCAGUGGCACCUUGGGAUCUCAAUGUGGUUUUGGAGUUCCUGGAAUCACAUUGGUUUGAGCCACUUAAAACCGUGGAUUUGAAAUAUCUCACAUGAAAAGUGGUCAUGUGUUUGCUCUGGCUUCGGCCAGGCAUGUGUCAGAAUUGGCGGCUUUGUCAUGAAAAAGCCCUUACCUGAUUUUCCAUAUGGAUAGGGCAGAGCGAGGACUCGUCCUCACUUUCUCCCGAAGGUGGUAUCAGUCUUUCACUUGAACCAACCUAUUGUGGUGCCUGCGGCUACUAGGGACUUGGAGGAUUCCAAGUUACUGGACGUAGUCAGGGCCCUGAAAAUUUAUAUUUCCAGGACGGCUGGAGUCAGGAAAACUGACUCGAUGUUUAUCCAAGAUGCACCCAACAAGCUGGGUGCUCCUGCUUCUAAGCAGACUAUAGCGCGCUGGAUUUGUAGCACUAUUCAGCUUGCGCAUUCUGCGGUGGACUACCGCAGCCUAAAUCUGUAAAAGCCCAUUCCACAAGGAAGGGGGCUCAUCUUGGGCGGCUGCCCGAGGGGUCUCGGCUUUACAACUUGGCCGAGCUGCUACUUGGUCAGGGGCAAACACGUUUGCAAAAUUCUACAAAAUUGAUACCCUGGCUGUGGAGGACCUCGAGUUCUCUCAUUCGGUGCUGCAGAGUCAUCCGCACUCCCCGCCCGUUUGGGAGCUUUGGUAUAAUCCCCAUGGUCCUUACGGAGUUCCCAGCAUCCACUAGGACGUCAGAGAAAAUAAGAUUUUACUCACCGGUAAAUCUAUUUCUCGUAGUCCGUAGUGGAUGCUGGGCGCCCAUCCCUAGUGCGGAUUGUCUGCAAUACUUGUACAAAGUUAUUGUUACAAAAAUCGGGUUGUUAUGGCGAGCCAUCUGUUCAGAGGCUCCAUUUGUUUUCAUACUGUUAACCGGGGUUCCUAUCACGAGUUAUAUGGUGUGAUUGGUGUGGCUGGUAUGAGUCUUACCCGGGAUUCAAAAUCCUUCCUUGUUGUGUCAGCUCUUCCGGGCACAGUGUCCUAACUGAGGCUUGGAGGAGGGUCAUAGGGGGAGGAGCCAGUGCACACCAGAUAGUCCUAAAUCUUUCUUUAGAUGUGCCCAGUCUCCUGCGGAGCCGUCUAUUCCCCAUGGUCCUUACGGAGUUCCCAGCAUCCACUACGGACUACGAGAAAUAGAUUUACCGGUGAGUAAAAUCUUAUUUUUUUUAAAUUUAAACUCGUCUUCAAAAUAUUAAAAAAUGUUCUAGGGAAACUUUAGGGGGGAUUUCAAUUCUAGGUGGAGAGUGUGAAGUGACAAUGCCACAGCCUUAAAAUGCCGCCAAUGGCACCGUAUCUCGCUUCCCUCACCAUCCCCGGCCAAAUCCCAAUUUUGCUCAGUGCUUGUUACCUUAUGGGGCUGCAACCACUUUUGUGCGAGAUCGGGCUGCUGUACAAUGCGGCUAUUACUGUGAUGAUUUGUGCGAUCAGAUGUCUUCGUCUGGAAUUGAAUUUCACACUUUAACUAAAUUUUGGCCUGAUAAUUGAAAAAAAGCUUAGCUGUGACAUGAGUUGUUUUUAGGAAUGGGGCCAGUAAUAUAUAAAGAAAUACUGUAAUUACUUUUGUGGACAUAAGUUUCAUGUAGCCUUGUUAUAUUUUCAGAUGUAUAUCUUGCUUUUUUAAUUAAAAAUAAUUACUCAAGA